AUGAGCAGCGCAGCCCGCCCGGACCCAGUGGAGGCGCCCGAGGAGCGGCGUUUCCUCAGGUCAGCCAGGGAUGGGGACGUCAAAGACCGUGGCGAGGAUGCGGCCCCGAGGCAAGGGCAUGGCUGGGAGGGGGGCAUCAUGGGCAGGAUAGAUCAGAGGAAGGGCAUGGCCGGGAUGGGGCCUGGGGGGAUCCAAGGCCCACCCCGCAUUUCGCUGGAAAGACGAAGCCUGAAGCCUGCUGCUGCCAACGUGUUCCCCUUGCCAACUCUCUCCCGGAAGCAGAGGACAGUGCUGGUCGUGUGUGGCCCGGAGCAGAACGGGGCGGUGGGGCUGGUCUGUGCCCGGCACCUGCGGGUGUUUGAGUAUGAACCGACCAUCUUCUACCCUACACGCUCACUAGACCUGCUGCACCGGGACCUGACUACCCAGUGCGAGAAAAUGGACAUCCCCUUCCUGUCCUAUUUGCCCACAGAGGUCCAGCUCAUCAACGAUGCCUAUGGGCUGGUGGUGGAUGCCGUGCUGGGCCCUGGUGUGGAGCCGGGAGAGAUCGGAGGCCCCUGCACUCGUGCGCUGGCCACACUCAAGCUGCUGUCCAUCCCCCUUGUGAGCCUGGACAUUCCUUCAGGCAUGCCAGCAUGCCCGCUGCCCACCCUGGCCCAGUUGCCUGGGCAGACGUGA
Puma concolor (puma) is the source of this 678-nucleotide messenger RNA. NCBI's taxonomy places the organism in Eukaryota, Metazoa, Chordata, Mammalia, Carnivora, Felidae. The record is from RefSeq and is a predicted model, not a curated record.